AUGGCCAAUGACAGCGGCGGGGCCGGCGGGCUGAGCCCGAGCGAGCGGGACCGGCAGUACUGCGAGCUGUGCGGGAAGAUGGAGAACCUGCUGCGCUGCAGCCGCUGCCGCAGCUCCUUCUACUGCAGCAAGGAGCACCAGCGCCAGGACUGGAAGAAGCACAAGCUCGUCUGCCACGGCGGCGGGGGAGCCGCCGAGCACGGGCCGGCCGGAGGAGGCCGCCCGCAGCCCCAGCCCCCCGGGGUCUCCCCGCACCCCGCGACGCCGCCCAAGGCCGGCCGGGCCGGGCUCAAAGAAGCCAAGAAAACGCAGCAGCAGCCGCCGCGCCGGGACACCACCUCCCCGGAGGCCGCCUCGGCCGCGGCCGCGGGCUCGGGGGCGGUGCCGCCGCCUCCGCCUCCAGUCUCCGCGGCCGCCCCGGAGGGAGCAGCCUCCUCGGCCAAGGCUGCCGUGGUUUCCGUGGCGGCGGCGCCGCCGCCUCCUCCCGCAGCCGUCAACAACCACGGGCCGGCGGCGGGCCCUGCGGAGGCGGAGUCCGGAAGGGACGAGUCGCUGGGCCGGUCGCCGCUGUGCCCGGGCGGCUCGGCGUGCCCUCAGCUGAGCCCCCCGGGCCUGGGGCUGAUGCUGAGGCCCAACGGGCAGACGAAGCCCCUGCCGGCGCUGAAGCUGGCGCUGGAGUACAUCGUGCCGUGCAUGAACAAGCACGGCAUCUGCGUGGUGGACGACUUCCUGGGCAAGGAGACCGGCCAGCAGAUCGGCGACGAGGUGCGGGCCCUGCACGACACCGGUAAGUUCACCGAUGGGCAGCUGGUCAGCCAGAAGAGCGACUCCUCCAAGGACAUCCGGGGCGACAAGAUCACCUGGAUCGAAGGCAAGGAGCCGGGCUGCGAGACCAUCGGACGGCUCAUGAGCAGCAUGGACGACCUGAUCCGCCACUGUAACGGCAAGCUGGGCAACUACAAAAUCAACGGCAGGACGAAAGCUAUGGUUGCUUGUUAUCCAGGCAAUGGAACAGGUUAUGUGCGACAUGUUGAUAAUCCAAAUGGAGAUGGAAGAUGUGUCACAUGUAUAUAUUAUCUUAAUAAAGACUGGGAUGCCAAGGUAAGUGGAGGUAUUCUUCGAAUUUUUCCAGAAGGCAAAGCCCAGUUUGCUGACAUUGAACCCAAAUUCGAUAGACUGCUCUUUUUCUGGUCUGACCGACGCAACCCUCAUGAAGUGCAACCAGCAUUUGCUACAAGGUACGCAAUUACAGUGUGGUAUUUUGAUGCAGAUGAGAGGGCACGAGCUAAAGUAAAAUAUCUAACAGGUGAAAAAGGUGUGAGGGUUGAACUUAAUAAACCUUCUGAUUCAAUUGGGAAAGACGUUUUAUAGAGUCUUUGAUCCAGCAACACACCUACAUUGAUGCUGUUUAUUAACUUGUGAAUUUGAAUAAAUGGGAUAAAGGAAAAUAAACAACAAAUCAGCAUUUUAAUAUGGAAACCAAAACAACAUUUUUGUGUUGCAUCAAAAAGAAGAUUUUGACUGCUGUGGCAUUGUACUGUGUGACUGACUCCAAACCUGUGACUGCUUAUUUGAAGACUAUAAGCAAUUAAAAAUGACAUAUACAUCUGGACAUAAAAUAAGUGCCCUACAUAGAAUUUUUUCAUUAUUAUAUUUUGUCAGACCUAUCAUCCAGUUGAAUCCAAUUCAUCUCUCCCUUUUUUAUAUAGUCAAAUUUGAAUUUGGGGUAAUUUUUGUAUGACCAGGUACACUUUAUCAAAGUGAAUUGAGUAAAAAUUACAGUAUUAUUCUCCAAAAUAGCAUCAAUCUAUUUUUGUAAACCUCUUCAUAUUGUUAUCCUUUGCCCUAAAAGACCUAAUUUAAUGAUAGUCGCCAGUAACUGAAGAUCACUUUAAUUUUCUUUACAUUUAAAGUCAGAAAAGGAGCACUUUAAUUACCAGCUAAAAAUCGGAUUCUUUUGUAGUCAUAUCUUAAACUAAUUUGAACUCUUAAAGAUUGCUACUGUAUUUUUUUACUUUGUCCUUAAUUAAAUUUAACAGGAAAAAAAUCACUAUUCUACUAUCAGUUAUUUUAUUUUAGUUCAUGUUUUACAAGUUAAAUCCAGAGUGGGAAGGGCUUUAUCUUUUAAGUUAAAUUUAAAAAAUAAUAGUAAUAAUAAAGUGACUGGCACUGAGCUUGAGGCUAUAUCCAGGUUAUCCUUGGCUUUGGGGACAUAGCAUCAAGUUCCUAAGACAAAAAAGGGCUUUCUUAGGCUUUCAGAUCUACCCUGAAAUUUUCUAUAUGUUUAAAAAGAGAUGUCUCCAUUCCUAAAACUUUUAAAUUUAUCCAUGUUUUCUUCCUAUUAAAUGCCCCAUCUGAUCUGCAGAUCAGUAGGACCUUGAUUCUAUUAUAUAGUAUCAAGGGCAAAUUAUGUAUACAUUGAGACUGAAAUGCAUCAUUACAGGCUUAAUGUGCAAUGAAUUUUCGGAUUCUUGUUCUGUUAAAGCAUUCCCCAAACAUAACACUGGCCUUUGAUCAGUACUGAAAAGGUGUACAUUUAGUAAGAAAGUUGAAAUGCUUUGGUUUUUAUGUUUUGGUGUUCUUUUUUACUUUUCAGAAAGAGAGGGAAUGUUACUAAAUCACACAAGACCUCCCUAAACUUCUGUUGUUUAAAGAAUGAAUUGGAACAGGUGUCUUGGACUUAAAUGUUUUCCUGUGCUCAUUAGCAAAGUCCAUAGGGCCGUAUCCACUCUCAUAAAUUAUGGGUACUCACCUGCCCACUUAAUUUUUCUAUCUCUGUCCUUGAUUUCCUUUGCCAAAACAAUGUGAGUGUACAGAAAUAUUUCUGUAUAUAUUUCAAUUUAUGACAAUUUUAGCAUCUGUAUAGUUUGUAUUCAAUUAGAAACCUUUUCUAUGGAAAGCUCAGUAAUUUUUAUUAAAAGAUUGCUAUUGUUCAUGUAAAACAUGAAAAAAAUUAAUUGUUUAGUGAAACUGACAGUGGGGAAUGGGGUGGGGGUAAACAUUCAGUAUUGUGAUCUCACUUAGGAGAACUUGCAGAAAGAAUUCUCUAGCUUCUACUCAGAAUUAUUGUUGUUUUUACUAAAUGUGUUCCAUUUUGUUCCUCUUCUCUCCCUUCUUUCCAUAAAUUUGACCCAACACUUCCUCUGUAAGUGCCUCUGCCAGCCUGAUCCAGGAGUGCAAGUUGUUUUUGCCAUCUUCUGGUCUGGUCUGCAGUGCAGUGCAUUGCAUUAAGCCACAAUUAAAAAGCGCUACUUUUUUUUUUCUAGGUUUACCAGAAGUUAUAUUAUUUUGGUGGGAGGUAUGUUUGAAUUUUAUUUUUAGAUAUGUGUACAGAAAAGGCCUUCAAUUUGUGAGCCCCUUUGUAAUUCAAACGUAUACUUCUGCAGGUAUGCAAAGUACCAAAUUCUCAUCUCUGUGUAGUGCUUACCAGACAGAUUUAACUCAAUGGUGUAAUUUUUUUUUUAAGUCUGCUUCAUCAUAUUUAUAAAUCAUUAGGAAAACAUCAGCAAUUCAGGGCAACCAUAUUUUCACUGUCUUCUCAGAAUUUCAUAGUAGUGGGACAGUUAACUUGUUAACCAGGUAGCACUUUUAAAAAAAUUUUCAUGACUUGUUUGUGUUUAAUCCUGGUUAAAGAUAAACUUCAUAAUGCUAUUUUUAUUCAUGACAUUAACCAGCUGUAAAACACAGACCUUUAUAAUAGGCAAAGAAUUCAGGACUCACAAAUUGCCUAUAGAGUCAUGUAAUUUGAAAAGCAGUGUUUCAUUAUGAAAGAGCUCGCAAGUUGCUUGUAAAGCUAAUCUAAUUAAACAGAUGUAUAAAGGUUCUUGGAAAA
Molecule: messenger RNA, 3832 nt
Organism: Vombatus ursinus (common wombat)
Lineage: Eukaryota; Metazoa; Chordata; Mammalia; Diprotodontia; Vombatidae
Product: egl nine homolog 1-like
Exons: 5
Coding region: 1-1371 (456 amino acids)
Biological process (GO): cellular response to hypoxia; peptidyl-proline hydroxylation to 4-hydroxy-L-proline
Cellular component (GO): cytoplasm; nucleus
Molecular function (GO): ferrous iron binding; L-ascorbic acid binding; peptidyl-proline 4-dioxygenase activity
Source: RefSeq, a predicted model, not a curated record